Sinocyclocheilus grahami is the source of this 1670-nucleotide messenger RNA. Its product is annotated as stromal membrane-associated protein 2-like. The transcript is spliced from 9 exons. Gene Ontology annotation, molecular function: GTPase activator activity. The coding region runs from base 499 to 1635 and encodes 378 amino acids. Lineage: Eukaryota; Metazoa; Chordata; Actinopteri; Cypriniformes; Cyprinidae. Gene Ontology annotation, cellular component: cytoplasm. The record is from RefSeq and is a predicted model, not a curated record.
CGCAUGAUUGAACAGCGAACAUCACGACCGCAAUUGUCUAUCUGAUGCUGGAUUAGUUGUGCGGUCUUUUAGACACAGAAUGUUUUAAACAGCACCUGUCUGAAGUCCAGAAGCAGGCGCAACAGAGGCAGUGCGGGGACUAUAAGCGCAGCUGAGAAGAGUAAUACUGAAGUGUAAUGCUUGAAGGUGCUUGAUGUGUUUCUGAUACUGCGGGUGGAAAGUUCGGUGUCAAUGACCAGCGAAUGUACAGCGAGGAAUAUGUGUUGUUUUUAUAUGAGCCGUGGUUAAAUGCUUUUUCCUCUUCCUGGUAAGAUUAGCGGAAGCCAGCAGUACAGUAGUGUUUUUUCUCUUCAUCUGCAGCGGCAGUCGGGUUUGUGACAAUCAGCAAUCCGCUUCCCGGUGUGUUUCACUAACGCAAAAACAUCUGAACAUCUUCUCAGCGGCGUUGGACUAGUUAUUUACGGAGCAGGUAGAUCAGCGAGAGACUGAUUUCUAAAGAUGUCGGGUAAAUCAGUCAAAGACAUUGACCGCUAUCAGGCUGUUCUCACAUCUCUUCUGGCGUUAGAGGAAAACAAGUUUUGCGCUGAUUGUCACGCCAAAGGUCCCAGAUGGGCAUCCUGGAAUCUUGGAAUCUUCAUUUGUAUCCGCUGUGCGGGAAUCCAUCGGAAUCUUGGCGUGCACAUAUCACGAGUUAAAUCCAUAAACCUGGACCAGUGGACUCAUGAGCAGAUACAGUCUGUUCAGGAGAUGGGGAAUGCCAAAGCUCGGCGACUAUAUGAGGCCUUUUUACCAGAGUGCUUCCAGCGCCCAGAGACAGACCAAGCUUCUGAGAUUUUUAUCCGUGACAAAUAUGAUAAGAAGAAAUAUAUGGAUAAAUGCAUUGACAUCCAGUCCUUCAGGAAAGAAAAGAGUGAGACAGUAACAAAAGAGGCUCCUGUUGUUUUUGAAAAGAUGAAGCUGAAAAAAGACGAGUCACAACAAUUCAAAAACAGUCCAAAGCAGUCACAGUCUGUUAAUGACUUACUAGGACUAGAUGCCCCUGCUCCUAAAGCUCCCGUGUCCAAUGGCAAACCAAGCACUGAACUCAGUCCUGCCCUCGACCUCUUCAGCUCUCUGCAUGCCACCGUCAGCAGCUCAAACUCCUCCAGGAGCACGCCUAGCCCAGGGUCCAUACCCACUGGACGGGUAGCAGCAUCAAUGCCCGAAAACCUCAGCCUGUUCCUGGAUCCCCCCUCCAAAAGUGAGGACAGUGGAAAAAAGCUGUCUAAGGACUCAAUCUUGUCCCUGUACGGCAGUACAGCACCACAAACAAACAUGGCUGCUCAUGCUGGCAUGUAUAUGGGAGCAACCCAGAUGGGCUAUGUCCCUGCUGCAGGGUACGGCCAAUACCAGGCCCUGGGUGCCCAGCAGAGCAUGAUGGGGCCUAUGAUGGCACCACAGAUGAACAUACUGGGACAUACUGCUCCUCCGUACAUGGCAGGGGUGCAGGGGGGCAUAAUGGGAAUGCAGAAUGGGAUGAUGGGAAACAUGGCAGCAGUUCCUCAGCAGGCAUAUGGUGCACAGCAGGCCCAACAGCUGCAGUGGAACAUCAGCCAGGUAACAAGCACCGAAUUCACCAUUACCAUGCUGACUUGAAACGGCAAAUAUUUCGUUUUUUUUCCCCCACAGUG